AUACCUUCUCCAUCCGACGACCCAUAAUUCGCUCGACACACUACUCACUUCAUUUUAAGCCCGGCUCGCCCCUGCCGUGAGCAAACCCUAGCCGAUCGCCGCAGAGGAGCUCCUCGCGUCCGAGCCAUGGGGGCGUACAAGUACGUGUCGGAGCUAUGGAGGAAGAAGCAGUCGGACGUGAUGCGGUUCCUGCAGCGGGUGCGGUGCUGGGAGUACCGACAGCUCCCGUCGAUCGUGCGCGUCACGAGGCCAACGCGCCCCGACAAGGCUCGGCGCCUUGGUUUCAAGGCUAAGCAGGGUUAUGUGAUUUACCGAGUCCGUGUUAGACGCGGUGGCAGGAAGAGGCCAGUUCCCAAGGGUAUUGUCUAUGGAAAGCCCAAGCAUCAGGGUAUCACUCAGCUCAAGUUCCAGAGAAACAAGCGCUCGGUUGCAGAGGAGAGAGCUGGUCGUAAGUUAGGAGGCCUCAGGGUCCUCAACUCUUACUGGGUCAAUGAGGAUUCAACUUACAAAUAUUAUGAGAUUAUUCUUAUCGAUCCGGCUCAUGGUGCAAUUCGCAACGACCCUAGGAUCAACUGGAUUUGCAAGGGAGUUCACAAGCACCGUGAGUUACGUGGUCUCACUUCAGCUGGUAAGAAGUACAGGGGUCUUCGCGGCAAAGGUCACCUUCAUCACAAGGCCAGACCAUCUCGAAGGGCAACCUGGAAGAGGAACCAGACAUUGUCGCUUCGCCGAUACCGCUAAGCUACCUUGUCUGUCUAAUUUUGUUGCCAAUUUGAUUCUGCUUAAACUUGCAAUUUAAUUACUUUUUUUGUUAUCAUUGUCUUGAGUUGUUCUUGGACGACUCAAGUUUGUCAGGUUGCCUAAUGGUAUCCCCGAGUAUUGUGUUUGAUUUCAUAUGAUAAUUCAGAAAUGUCUUUUAUGUUCGGUGCCC
Musa acuminata subsp. malaccensis (wild Malaysian banana) is the source of this 931-nucleotide messenger RNA. Its product is annotated as large ribosomal subunit protein eL15z. Lineage: Eukaryota; Viridiplantae; Streptophyta; Magnoliopsida; Zingiberales; Musaceae. Gene Ontology annotation, molecular function: RNA binding; structural constituent of ribosome. Gene Ontology annotation, cellular component: ribosome; cytosolic large ribosomal subunit. Gene Ontology annotation, biological process: cytoplasmic translation. The record is from RefSeq and is a predicted model, not a curated record.